Molecule: messenger RNA, 3155 nt
Organism: Nematostella vectensis (starlet sea anemone)
Lineage: Eukaryota; Metazoa; Cnidaria; Anthozoa; Actiniaria; Edwardsiidae
Product: protein-glucosylgalactosylhydroxylysine glucosidase
Exons: 7
Coding region: 205-2421 (738 amino acids)
Biological process (GO): carbohydrate metabolic process
Molecular function (GO): catalytic activity
Source: RefSeq, a predicted model, not a curated record
CUCACGAAACAUCACGUUAUCACAUGAACAAUGGUACUCAAUCUGACCUCGAGGAUUAACAACAACUGAGCAUACGCAUUCCUUGAGCUAGGGCCAAGGAACAGCACCUCAAAACCAUUCCCUUUAAACAUAUGAAAAGCCUGCUGUAGUCUUUAAGACCGCAACUGAACCGCGUCUUAACGCGACUGAACCGUGCGUGAAAGGAUGGCGUUAAGACUCGCCGGAGUUUCCUUGCGUUUGUUAUGGGUACUAGUAAUAGCAGUCACCGGGCUUAAGCCUAGAAAACCCUCAGAUACCUGCUUCGUCACAAAAGAACUCCCUUUCCAUGUAAGCACUUCGUCUAUCACCGAAAGCAAAGCGGGUAACUUUAUGGCCUCCAUAGCGAACGGGUAUGUAGGCACAGUGGUGAUGAGUAACUCAGUGCAUGUGUCAGGUCUGUUUAACGGCAAAGGAUGGCCCAAGAGGUACCCGAUCUAUCCGAUUUACAUGUCUGAACACGCGCACCGUGCGCGCCUACCAUCCACCGCCUCGAUCUCUUUCAAGGUGCACGAUAACGAUGUCGUUUAUAUCAAUGGGACGCGCUCGUACGCGCUGGACGUCAAAACUGGAGUGUUUUACAGCUGGUUCGAAGAGACUAAUGAGAAUGGGUCGCUGUUCAUCGAGAUGCGCUACUAUGCGCACAGAGAGAGGCGGAAUCUGCUGAUAAACGAGAUCACUAUUAAGAAUGACUUGAACAAGGAAAUCACCCUGGACUUGAGUAACAACUAUGGGAAUUUCUCAAAGGACGUCAAGCUAACUCAGCACACGGUCAGCGAAAAAGAGGAGCUGGAAAUUGCAUUUGGAAAGGUUAACAUUCCCGAGGAAAAAUUCGGUCUCCAGCCGCAAGUUGCGCUUGCAUUUCGCGACAUCAAGGAACACAUCUUUAUUAACGCGUCCGAGUGGCGCACGUGGUAUUACAUCACAGCCAUAGCAACCAGCAUAGAUACCAAGUUCGACCCAUGGAGACAAGCCGAGGGGGCCUGGAAGGAGGCUAUGAGGGAUAAACGGCACUUGCUUUGGCAUCACACCAAAGCCUGGGAGGAGCUGUGGGAAUCCGGCAAAGUCGAUGUCGUGACAAAGGACAAAAGUUCUCACCUUGGACAAGCCAUCUACGGCAGCUUAUACUACCUACUGUCGUCCACCCGGGCCGACUGGCCGUACGGGCUGAGUCCGGGGGGGUUACCGGGAGGAGAGGAGUACAUGGGUCACACCUUUUGGGACCAGGACAUCUGGAUGUACCCAGUCAUGGUGCUCCUGUACCCUGAUCUUGCGCGCGCGUCGUUGAGGUAUCGGUAUGAUCGCCUGCCUGCCGCGAGGAGGAUCGCGAGAAAAUGGGGUUACAAAGGUGCAAUGUUCCCGUGGGAGAGUUCCCUCAGCGGAAUCGAGACUUCACCCGGCGAAAAGUACGGCCGCUAUCAAAACCAUAUCACAGGAGAUAUCGCUUACGCUGCCCAGCUAUACUGGCACGCAACCAAGGACUACCAGUGGCUAAAAGAGAUUGGGUACGCUUUGGCCUACCAGACCGCGGAGUACUGGGCCAGUCGCGUAAGCUUUGAUAACAGGAAAGAGAAGUACGUCAUCGAGUACGUCAUGCCCCCUGACGAAUACCAGUUUCCAGUGGACAACUCGGUUUAUACCAACGUCGUGGCCAAGAUUAACCUGGAGUUUGCUGUGAAGGUGUGCACAUUGCUCGGGCGAUACUACCCUAAGAUGUGGGUGAAGAUAGCGGAACAGAUGUACAUUCCGUUCGAUAGCGAUCGUAAUUUUCAUCCAGAGUUCGACCUCUACGACUUGGGCUAUCAGGCCAAGCAGGCGGACACCAUUCUUAUAGGCUACCCUCUCAUGUACAACAUGAGCCGUCAGGUUCGGUACAAUGAUCUAUUGACAUAUGAGAACCGCACCGAUCCCGAGGGACCCGCCAUGACCCACGCCAUGUUUGCUAUCGGUUGGCUGGAGGUUGGGGAGGAGGAGAGAGCAGCGAAGGCAUUCCUCAAGAACUACGAACACAUAGAGCAGCCGUUCCAGGUCUGGACUGAACAACGUCGCAAAAGAGGAGCCAUCAACUUCAUCACCGGGGCGGGAGGCUUUCUCCAAGCUGUACUCUUCGGCUAUGGCGGCUUUCGUAUCAGAGAAGACCAGCUGUACUUCGACCCAAAACUUCCCCCGACUUCCAAUACCUUCACCAUCACAGGCGUCGACUAUUUGGGCAGCUCAUUGAAGUUUAUCAUCAAGAAUAAGAAGAUGCGAAUAACUCUGACGGAGAGAGAGCAGAUUGCACCUGCGCUGGAGCUUGUCAUUUACAAGAAGGUGUACCCGCUAGAGCACAAGAACACGCUUCUACUUCUCAGGGGACCCGGGUUUAUACGCAUGCGCAGAGAUUGAUACAAGGAACUGAACUAUCUGCCCACAAUGCAUUGCGUUAAUAUUUUAAGGGAAAUUCGCGCUUUUGGGGAAGUUUAUCUUAAUAUCUUAACUACACAGAACAGGCCAUGAGCUUAACUUUAGAAAAAGUAGAGUUCGAUUUAAAUCCAUUUAAGAAAAAUUGGAAAUUCUACUUUCCAAAUAAAUGUCAGUCGAAUGAGUAUAGGAAUAACAUAUUUAACAUACUUGCAUGGAUUGCUUUGAAAGUUGUCCUCAAUCUAAUAAGUCAACGUUCCCGUCCUGGUCCUAUUGCACAAAAAAUACAUUUUAUUAUUUGCGAAAGCGAUAUAAAAAUUCGUGCACAUUUUCUGGUAUUUCAUGACAAAAUAAACAAAACAAUGCAUUUUGGGCAGCGUAAAAAUUGACAUGAUGAUAAUGAUAAAUGUUAUAUGUAUUUAGCUUUAUUUGUUAUAAUGUCUGAUUUCAGGAAAGCUCCAUACCCCUCCCCUCCUCCUGCCCUUUGGAGUACCUUUAAAUGCAGUGUUUGUGUGUAACACCUUACCACCACCACCUGGGAUCGUCACCGAAAGACGAUCCUCACCCCACUCGUAAACCACGGAAUUCCACCACCUUUUGGUGGAUUGGAGAGGGGGGAUGUGAAUAUUUUCUGAUCAUACGAUAAUACACGAACAUUCAUGCGUUUUGAUGGUUUGGGGCUUCUCAGUAGAUGUCACUAAUAAACCAUACAUUUCGUA